CAUUCAUGUUAACGCGUUAAUAGCGCCGAAACUGAAUCAUCAAAUUGCUACCUUAAAAGUAUCCAAAAAAUAAAGAUCCUCCAUUUUUUUUCAAUUUUUUAUUAUCAUAGUAACAACACUCUUUGCAUAUAUAUUAUUAUGCAAAGAAAACCUUCAUCACUACUACACCUUAAUUUCAAGCCUGAGUAGGUGUUAACACUAUCUCACUCUUGAAGUGAAUCACAACACUGUGGCAAUGAGAAACACAUGUUUUCUCUAUCUGCUACAUGUUCUAGCUCUGCUUAGUGUUUCUCUAGUUCAAGCAGAAGAUGGUUACAAAUAUUUUACAUGGACUGUUAGUUAUGGAACUCUUUCUCCAUUAGGUACUCCUCAGCAGGUGAUUCUGAUCAAUGGUCAGUUUCCGGGGCCUCAGAUAGACUUAGUAACUAACGAAAACGUGGUUCUCAAUCUUGUCAACAAAUUGGACCAACCAUUUCUACUCACUUGGAAUGGAAUUAAACAAAGGAAAAAUUCAUGGCAAGAUGGGGUAUUAGGAACAAACUGUCCUAUACCUCCAAAUUCAAAUUACACAUACAAGUUUCAAGCCAAGGAUCAGAUUGGAACCUACACAUACUUUCCAUCAACUCAGCUUCAUAAAGCAGCUGGAGGGUUCGGAGCACUUAAUGUCUAUCAUAGAUCUGUCAUCUCAGUGCCUUAUGCAUACCCUGAUGGAGAUUUCACUUUUCUCAUUGGUGAUUGGUACAAGACUAGCCACAAAGCAUUAACGGCAUCUUUGGAUUCCGGAAAAUCUCUAGCAUUUCCUGAUGGACUUCUUAUCAAUGGUCAAGCUCAUACAACCAUAAAUGGUGAUCAAGGGAAGACUUACAUGAUUAGGAUCUCAAAUGUGGGAAUGUCAACAUCAAUUAACUUCAGAAUUCAAGGACAUGCCCUCAAACUCGUUGAGGUCGAAGGAUCACAUGUUAUUCAGAACAUGUAUGACUCACUUGAUGUGCAUGUUGGUCAAUCUGCUGCGGUUUUGGUUACCUUAAAUCAAUCUCCAAAGAACUAUUACAUUGUCGCCUCAACUAGAUUUUCGAGAAAGAUUCUUACAGCAACUGCUGUGUUGCAUUAUACAAAUUCUCACUCUCCGGCUUCUGGUCCUUUACCUAGUCCUCCGGCUUACCAAUAUCAUUGGUCUUUGAUACAAGCCAGAAGCUUCAGAUGGAAUCUAACAGCAAAUGCAGCAAGGCCUAAUCCACAAGGAUCAUACCAUUAUGGAAAAAUAACUCCUACAAAGACAAUUGUAUUGGCGAAUUCAGCACCUUUGAUUAAUGGAAAACAACGCUACGCUGUUAACAAAGUUUCCUUUAUUAACCCCAAUACACCUCUCAAACUUGCUGAUUACUUCAACAUUCCUGGAAUCUUCAGUGUGAACUCAAUCCAAAGCCUUCCUUCUAAUGCUCCUGCAUCUGUAGCUACAUCUGUACUUCCAACUUCUCUCCAUGAUUUUAUUGAGUUGGUUUUUCAGAACAAUGAAAAUAGCAUGCAAUCUUGGCAUCUUGAUGGUUAUGAUUUUUGGGUUGUUGGUUAUGGUUUCGGCCAGUGGAUUCCGGCCAAAAGAAGAAACUAUAAUCUAGUUGAUGCUCUCACUAGGCACACUGUGCAGGUAACUUUUUUUUAUCAUCAAACACGAUACCUCAUUUAAAUUGUGUGCAAGACAAAUACACGUAG
Vicia villosa (hairy vetch) is the source of this 1710-nucleotide messenger RNA. Its product is annotated as L-ascorbate oxidase homolog. The coding region runs from base 236 to 1684 and encodes 482 amino acids. The transcript is spliced from 8 exons. Gene Ontology annotation, molecular function: copper ion binding; oxidoreductase activity. The record is from RefSeq and is a predicted model, not a curated record. Lineage: Eukaryota; Viridiplantae; Streptophyta; Magnoliopsida; Fabales; Fabaceae.